Molecule: messenger RNA, 1918 nt
Organism: Erigeron canadensis
Lineage: Eukaryota; Viridiplantae; Streptophyta; Magnoliopsida; Asterales; Asteraceae
Product: protein CHLOROPLAST IMPORT APPARATUS 2-like
Exons: 3
Coding region: 523-1731 (402 amino acids)
Biological process (GO): regulation of DNA-templated transcription
Cellular component (GO): nucleus
Molecular function (GO): protein binding
Source: RefSeq, a predicted model, not a curated record
AUGCUUAUUAUAUAUUAGUACAAAGUUUCAUGACACAUUUCUGCCACACUUGCUAUAUUCAUUCCAUGAACUCAAGAAUUUCGAUUCUAUGACAUUUUGUGGGUUUCGGGAAAACGGAAUUCUAUUUAAUUUCUAGCCUCUUCUUUUCUUUUCCUUUUUAAUUAAUAACUUUUUCUUUGGAAAUUUUUUUUCUCAUUUUCUACGUACAGAAUAAACACAACAUUUGUUUAUUAUUUUAUACAAAAAUAUAUAUGCACUUUUCAGGGUUUAGGGUUCUUCAUCUAAUUUCUUUAUCUAAACUCUAAAAUAUCUUUCAACAUCUUCAUUCUUUUUCAACAUUUCUUGAGAACUAUAAAUGUUGGACUUUCAAAAAAUAUUUCUCGUUUGAAAACAGUACGUAGUAUUGAAUUUUAUUUCCAAGAAUCCAAAAAUAAUUUUUGGGUCUUUAUUUUCUUGUAUAUAGUAAUUUGAAGGAUGAACACAUGAACUUGAGAUUGGAUUCUAAUUCUUGAAAUUUAGAAAAUGUCAUCAUAUUUAGGGGGAGGUACAGGCAGAGCAUAUGGAUUUGAUCUUGAAAAUAUAGUCAAGUCUUCAUCUACUACUUCAAGUAGAACUUCACAUUCACAAUACUCAUCUUCUCCAUCUUCAACUCUCUCAGAAUCAAGCAAUGUCAUCUCCACUAGAAAACCACGAACCCCACGAAAACGACCCAAUCAAACUUACAACGAAGCAGCUGCUCUUCUCUCCACAGCUUGUCCCACUAUUUUUUCAAUCACUAAAAAAAGUACUAAUAAUAAUAAUAAGCAAUCAGAAUUUCCCAAUUAUCAUCAUAAAUAUCUUUUAAGAGAACCACUUGAUUUACUUUUGCCAUUUCCUGGUACUAAAAGGCCUAUUAUUAAGGUGACAACACCAAGGGAUAUUGAAUAUAAUGGGAAUUGGAAUUGUAGCUCUACUAGUUGUAAUUCUAUAGAAUUAGGAUAUCAAGAUGAUUUUGAUACCGAGUCGAUUCUUGAUCACGAGGAAAUCGAAGAAGGGAUCGAUAGUAUCAUGGGGAAUUUGAAUUCCAUUUCCAAUGAUGAGAAAUCUACUUGUGUUGGUUUCAUGAAUUGUGAUUUUGAUUCCAACAAUACUUGUUAUGGGUACCCAAUUGGUUUGGGAUUUGGUGGGAAUUUGGAGUUUAAAUUUGGGUAUGGGUUGAGAAAUGGGGUGAGGGCAUUGAAGAAUGUAGAUGAAGGGAAUUGGGAGAGUUUUUCGGCCGUUAAUUUGAUUAAUAUAUCAUCGCCUCACGGUUCAACGAAGCUCAAGAAAACGCCGGUUGAAAAAAAGAAGAAAGUUGAGGACUUGAUGAAGUUGGAGCCAAAAUUGGGAAAUCCGGUUGCUAAGGAAGAGAGUAAUUUGAGUCUUGACAAGGCGCCUCGAUUGUUAUUGAAGUUGAACUAUGACAAUGUGUUGAAUGCUUGGUCGGAUAAAGGGUCACCUUUGCCGGAGGAAAUUUUGGGGCCCGAGUCUCCCGGAGGUGAUAUUCAUGCAAAAUUGGCUCAAAUAGACUUAUUCUCGGAGAACGGAGGGGUAAGGGAGGCCAGCGUGAAUCGUUACAAGGAAAAAAGGCAAACAAGGCUCUUCUCCAAGAAGAUUAGAUACCAAGUUAGAAAAGUGAAUGCUGAUAGAAGACCUAGAUCCAAGGGGCGAUUUGUUAGAAGACCCAAUCCUCCCAUUUGCGAGGAAACAUAACUAGAAACUACACUUUAUUCUUUUCUUACAUUCCAACGCUUUAUAUUUUAUUUCAUUUUGUAAACCGCCACCGCCAAUUGUCUAGUGUUGUUAACUUGGAGGAAUGAAUAGCCCAAUAGGACGAGAGAAUCAAACAAUUUUGUUAUGUAAUAUGUUCUAUAUAUUAUUUACAUUGAUAAUUCAUAUA